AUCAGAACAUCUCAAGAAACACCAGCGGAAACCCACAGGGAAGAAAUCUCACUGCUGCUCUGACUGUGGGAAGAUAUUCAACUCUUCAACAGCCCUUAAAAGACAUAUGAGAAUCCAUACAGGAGAGAAACCGUAUAGCUGUAAUCAAUGUGGGAAGAGUUUUACUUAUGCAAGCUGCCUGAAGGUACAUUUGAGAACACACACAGGAGAGAAACCUUAUAGCUGCGAUCAAUGUGGGAAGAAUUUUACUUCAUCUACCAGUCUGACUAUCCACCAGAGAACACACACAGGAGAGAAACUAUAUAGCUGCGAUCAAUGUGGGAAAAGUUUUACUUACUCAAGCAACAUGAAGGUACAUUUCAGAACAGAAUCACACCAGAGAACACACACAGGAGAGAAGCCUUAUAGCUGUGAUCAAUGUGGGAAUAGUUUUAGUCAAUCAAGCAACCUGAUGGUACAUUUGAGAAUGCACACAGGAGAGAAGCCUUAUAGCUGUGAUCAAUGUGGGAAGAGUUUUAGUCGAUCAAGCAACCUUAAAAGACAUAUGAGAAUCCAUACAGGAGAGAAACCUUAUAGCUGUAAUCAAUGCGGGAAAAGUUUUACUACAUCUAGCCAUCUGACUAGUCACCAGAGAACACACACAGGAGAGAAACCUUAUAGCUGUGAUCAAUGCGGGAAGAGUUUUACUCAAUCAAGCUGCCUGAUAGAACAUCAGAGAACACACACAGGAGAGAAACCUUAUAGCUUUGAUCAAUGUGGGAAGAGUUUUAGUCGAUCAAGCAACCUGAUGCUACAUUUGAGAACACACACUAGAGAGAAACCUUAUAGCUGUGAUCAAUGUGGGAAGAGUUUUACUUCAUCUAGCCAGCUGACUAUACACCAGAGAAUACACACAGGAGAGAAACCUUAUAGCUGUGAUCAAUGUGGCAAGAGAUACGCUGGUAAAAGAACUCUGAUUAAACAUCAGAAAGUGCAUACAUGA
This is a messenger RNA of Coregonus clupeaformis (lake whitefish), 982 nucleotides long. Its product is annotated as zinc finger protein 2 homolog. The transcript has 2 exons. The record is from RefSeq and is a predicted model, not a curated record. The coding region runs from base 107 to 982 and encodes 291 amino acids. Lineage: Eukaryota; Metazoa; Chordata; Actinopteri; Salmoniformes; Salmonidae. Gene Ontology annotation, molecular function: RNA polymerase II cis-regulatory region sequence-specific DNA binding; DNA-binding transcription factor activity, RNA polymerase II-specific. Gene Ontology annotation, biological process: regulation of transcription by RNA polymerase II. Gene Ontology annotation, cellular component: nucleus.